CGCCACUCACCUGUCUCUCGAGCGCACCUGUUGCACCGUUCUACUUUUUUUCCCUUCAUAUAAAACACUUUUAAACAGAGUUUUACGUUUUUGUAUGUACCAGCAAGGUCUCCCUCUCGUCUUGGUCGUCUUUGGAGCAAGCUUCGGUUUACAGAUUGAAAUGGAGACUUGAAGAGUUUACCACAGGAGUUUUUGAUACGCUAGAAAUCAUCGGCGGACUGAGGAACGGUGGACUAUAGUUUCUCUCAGCUGAGGGGUGGAUGUCGUAGAACAUGAAUGCUUUGGGAACCCCAACGAUACCGAGCAAUGGGGUGGCCAGAUCGGACAGCAAGAUCAGUGCCAAGGCCCUGUUCGAACAACGAAAGAAGUAUUCAAACUCAAACGUCAUCAUGCAAGAGACGUCACAGUACCAUGUGCAACAUCUCUCCACAUUCAUCAUGGAUAAGACAGAGUCCAUUGCGACGGUGGACGAUGCCAUAAAAAAACUAAUCCUGCUCGACUCCAAAGACAAAAUCUGGACGCAAGAAAUGCUGCUGCAGGUGACCGACAAAUCCAUCAAACUGCUUGACUGUGAGACCAAGGAGGAUCUUGAGAACUUUCCCUUGUGUACAGUCCAUCACUGUCAGACGCUGCUGAAUCAGACGCGAUACCCCUCCGUCCUGCUGCUCAUCUGUCAAGACAAUGAACAGCACAAACCAGACAUUCACUUCUUUUACUGCGACGAGGUGGAGGCAGAGAUGGUGCACGCUGACAUUGAUAGCGCUCUGGGAGACAACAAACGUGGCAAGAAGACGCGACCACAGACGCUAAAGAUGAACCAAGAAAAGAUGAAACGCCAUCGAGAAACCAUCAUCCCACCUUCUGAGCCUAAAAGUCCCGGCCCCUGGGGCAAAGGUCGUGUGGCAGCUACAGACAUGAAAGAUGAUUUAUUACCACAGGAUCCUGAUUCCAGUGUGAAACUCGCUCAGCGCAUUGAGAAGGAUGUGCAAAUCCUGAACUGUGCUUUGGAUGACAUUGAGAUCUUCGUGGCAUGUCUUAAUAAAGCAGCAGAAGCUUUCGCUCAACUCAACCAGCGGAACAGGAGCAAGAAAAACAAGAAGAGAGGACCAGCAGAGGGGAUGUUAACUCUACGAGCCAAGCCUCCAUCAGAAGGCGAGUUUAUUGACUGCCUUCAGAAGCUGAAACUCUCUUUCAACCUGCUGGCCAAACUGAAGAAGCACAUUCAGAACCCCACUGCUUCAGAGCUUGUACACUUCCUGUUUGGACCCCUUGAACUGAUCCUGCAGAGUUGUGGCAGUCCAGAGCUGCCGCGUGCAGUCAUCUCUCCUCAUCUGUCCCGGGACUCAGUGGACUUCCUGCGAGGACAUCUGACUCCUAAAGAGAUGACCAUCUUUGAGCUGCUUGGAGAGGGAUGGACACGACCCAGAGCUGACUGGCCGAAAGAUCAGUGCGCUCCUCUCUACGUCCCGAAGUUCCGGAAUGGCUGGGAGCCACCGGUGGAGCUGUUUCGCACAUCACCAUGGGAGACGGAGAGCGUGGGGCUGCCGAAGUCCCCAGUGCAGUCAGAAUACAGGAAAAAAGAGUUCUUUGGAUCACAGUCAUCGCUCUCGUCAAACGGUUCUUACUCAUCAUCUCCUGCUGCUCGCAAGUAUGCAAAGAUCCGCUACCACUUUGUUGCACGCAACGCCAACGAGCUGUCAGUGCUACAGGAUGAAAUUCUGGAGGUGUUAGAGGAUGAUAAACAGUGGUGGAAGUUGCGGAACAGAAGCGGUCAGGCGGGUUACGUGCCCUAUAACAUCCUAGAUGUUGUGAAACUAGAGGAUCCUCAAGCCAUGAAUGACCCUCCCUACAGUCCGCUAUACAGAGGACAGUCGCCCUCCGGUUCACUGGGCAGUGACAAAGACAUCUCAGGUGGCCACACUCACCAGAUGGAUAAAGUCAAUGAUGAGCUGCUAAUGUUGAUCACCAGCAACAAGAUUAAUCCGCCCACGAGGAACUUCAAGGUGGAGCGUCAGUCCAGCUCCACUGUCCCUCUGGCCUUCGACUCCAGUCCCGCCCAGGUCACCACCUGGCUCAAUGCAAAGGGCUUCUCAAAACCUACGGUGGAGCGUCUGGGCAUUCUGACAGGUGCUCAGCUCUUCUCUCUGAAUAAAGAUCAUCUGAAGGCUGUGUGUGGAGAUGAGGGCUCACGAGUCUUCAGUCAGAUCACUGUUCAGAAAGCACAACUAGAGAAGAGCCGAGGAGACUCUGAAUUGCAGGAAAUCAUGAAGAAACGGCAAGAGAAAAUCGAAUCUGCCGCCGACUAAGCGCGCUCACAUGGAUUGUCAAUCAAAUUGUCACUUGGCGACAGUAAUUCAGCCACGCUGCUGACCAAAUGCUGACCUAAUCCAAUAUAUUUUUUAAUUGGAUAUUUAUUUUUGGUGUUUUGUUUUUAUUUUUAUUAUUAUUGUUAUUAUUAGUGUAUGUACGGACCUUGUCUUAAUUUAUCCACAGAAAUUCUUGCAUGUUGUUCAUGCUGAAAAACACUUGUAAGUUUAUCAACUCUUUAAUAGCAUGAAAACAAUGUAUGGGUGAAUCUCUCGAAAACAUAUCCAGGUCAUCUCAGCCAAAAAAAUAAAUACAAAAGUAAUUUGCAUCUGCAUAUUAUUUGCAUUCUGACAUUUGUAAUUCUUUGUUUGUAAUUCUGAUUAUUCUCAGUUGUGAUUCUCAUUACUGUAAUACAGUAAUUGUUUAAAAAAGAAAAUACUAUAAUACAAUGAUUUGAGUGGUACUGACAUUUGGGAGGGAAAUGUGCUUAACUGUCAAGAAAAUGGCUCAAUGCAAACAAAAUGAAUGGUCUCAAAAAUAGGCUUCCAUUUUCUUUAAGCUAAUUAUAAUUUAACUUCUUUUUUUGUUUUGACAUUUGGGGUGAAGUAUGAUCUGGACAUGUUCUUGACAGGUUCAGAAACAUUCAAGAGACAGGAGUUGUGUCCAUAAGUGCAGAGAGACUGUUGUUUAGGGGUUUGAUGUAUGAUUUAGUCUCUUUUCAAAAGAACCACGUCAAGCUGCAUUUGUAAAUAACGUGCUGAAUCUAGUCUUUACCUGCAUGUUCUAAUGCUGAUAAUUAUUAAGAAUGAAUGACACGAGAUCAGCAAAUGUAUCUAUUGGAUUUAUGUGCAUCUUUUCUCUCAAAUUGUACUGAAUAUUAGUUUUUAUUCUGUUUUAUAAAGAGCACACUGUCAUGUUUCCAGUCAAACUUAUCCCUAAAAUAUGAUACAUUUACUUGAGAAGCAAAAUUUAAGAUUGUUUUUUUUAUUUCAUUUUUUUAAACCUCACUAAUUUGUCAAAUGUAUGCUUAAAAAUGGCCUAAGUGGUACAAAAAAAUUAACUUUAUUCAAGAUAAAUUCUCUGAAAAUAAGUCUUAAUAUCUUGAAUUAAUUUGAUUAUACUUCAUUGGCAAAUAGUUUUUUAUUUGACGCAUAACCCUCACUAAUUUUUCAAAUGGAUGCUUGAAAUAUUAAAAACUUAAUUCAAGAUAUAUUCUCUUAAAACAAGUCUUAUUGUUUGCAAGUGAAUUUAUCUUGUUUUAAUGAUGCAUUUUAUUGGAAAGCAUGACAAAAAACACUGAUUAUGAAAAUGACUUUUUUUUUUUUUUUUUUUUGCAGUAAAUUUAUGGACAAUAUGUAUUUUUGUUGGAAGCAAAAUAUCAGCAUACUUUCACGUGGUACAUUUAGAACAGAGAUGCUUUUAAAAAAAAAGAGACAGGCAAAUUCAGCAUUAAUGCACAGAUUAGUUUUAAUCAGUAAUUUAGCAGGAAGUCCAAUUAAUAGUCACAUGAAACCUAAAAUACAACCUUUUAGUAUUACCCUUUGCUAGUUUUUGUAAAAAAAAAAGAAAAAAAAAUGUAUACUGUAAAAACAAAUCACUGUUGUAAAUUUGAGAAAUAAAAUUACUAAUAAAAAGAUUAAAAGUCUCAAAAA
Molecule: messenger RNA, 3959 nt
Organism: Myxocyprinus asiaticus (Chinese sucker)
Lineage: Eukaryota; Metazoa; Chordata; Actinopteri; Cypriniformes; Catostomidae
Product: epidermal growth factor receptor kinase substrate 8-like protein 2
Exons: 21
Coding region: 273-2306 (677 amino acids)
Biological process (GO): regulation of Rho protein signal transduction; Rho protein signal transduction; positive regulation of ruffle assembly
Cellular component (GO): vesicle; ruffle membrane; plasma membrane
Molecular function (GO): actin binding
Source: RefSeq, a predicted model, not a curated record